CGUCAUCAUGCGGCGCCGCUUCAGCGCUGGGAUUCAAGUGGAGAAAGGAUAAAGUGUCCAAACGCAGAGAAAAACUCCUGCUGAAGCGACUAAUCUCCACACUGUUAUAGAGAUGGCGUUUAUUAAAGAGGAGAGUGAAAAUGUGAAGAUUGAAGAAACAUUCACAGUCAAACAGGAAGAUCUGCAAGAACAAACAGACCUGAUGGUGCUGAAAGAAGAGACUCACCAACGGAAUGAAAUGGAAGAGAAACACCAAGACAUAACGACUGAUGAAAAACCCACACUGACUAAAAAGACUUCAUCAACGGGAAGACCACGGAAAUCCAAAUCUAGGUGCAAUUUCACUUGUCAUCAAUGUGGAAACCGUUUCAGCCGAAAACAAAGCCUUCAAAUCCACAUGAUAACUCACACUGGAGAGAAGCCUUUCAGCUGUAAACAGUGUGGGAAGAGUUUCAGUCAAAAGCCAAACCUUUAUGUUCACAUGAGAAUUCACACAGGGGAGAAACCUUACACCUGUGAACAGUGUGGAAAGAGUUUUGCUAAAAUCUAUGACUUUAAAGUCCACAUGAGAAUUCACACUGGAGAUGGGUCAUAUACAUGCCAACAGUGUGGAAAAGGCUUCUAUAAUGCAGGAAACCUUGCAGUCCACAUGAGAAUUCACACUGGAGAGAGGCCGUACACAUGCCAACAGUGUGGGAAAAGAUUCUAUCAUGCAGGAAACUUGGCAGUGCACAUGAGAAUUCACACUGGGGAGAAGCCUUACUUUUGCCCUCAGUGUGGAAAGAGUUUUAAGUUAAAUGGCACCCUUGAAGUCCACAUGAGGAUUCACACUGGAGAGAAACCUUACACAUGCACAGAGUGUGGUAAAAGUUUCACAUAUAAAAACACACUCAAACACCACAUGAUAACUCACACCGGAGAGAAGCCGUUUGUAUGUUUUCAGUGUGGAAAGAGCUUCACAACCAAAGCUAGCCUCAUGAACCACAUGAAUAAUCACACUGGAACCAUAGUGUUUACAUGUGAUCAGUGUGGAAUAGGACUCACACGCAAAGACUCCAUUAAGCAACACAUGAAGAUUCACUCAGGAGAGGAUCGUUUUAGAUGCAGUGAGUGUGGAAAGGACUUUAAACAUAAAAGAAGCCUCAGCACUCACAUGAAGCUUCACAACUGAGAGCAGAGUCCUCAAAAUUGAGUCCUUGUCCACACAUAAUCACGGGUAUAUUCAAAACAGCAGCUUUUUCAUGUAGUUUAGCUGUUUAUUGACGUGAGGUAUAUUUAUAAACUACUUUUGAGAGGAUCACAUGCUUAUGAUUGUCCACGGCUGGUCCCGCAUUAGCUAACACAUGAUUCACCAAUCAGGCGAUUCGUGACUCACUAUGAAUAAUCAGAGUUUCUUAUCCAAGUUGUCUUGACCUUGAGGAAUCCCCCCCCCCCCCCCUACUUUCUAGAUUGGGCGAAACGGUGGCCCAGUCGUUAGCACUGAAGCUGCGAACGUGCACUGAUUAGAUAACAAUAGAUCAUGUCUUUCACCAGUUAGAAAACUCUAUGGAGACACAAACUUUAUCAAGCGUAGUUGUUGACAGUCCAGCGGGUGUCACUGUUCAAAAAUGAACAAAUGUGUGUAGUCUUCUAUAGCCACUUGUGGGUUUGAUCCGACAUUAAAGGUACUGCACUAUAUCUACAGUUUGGGUUCACUUUCGUUUUCCUUCAGUGCAUACAGUCAAGGACAACACGCACACGGUUCUUUCGGUGGGUGAUUAAAACAUGGAAACCUUGGAAAAUAAGUCCGUAAGUCCACAAUUUUAAUUUGAACAACAAUUGUAUGUUUAAAGGUUGUAUGUUAAAGAGUCAUUAUUGGGUUAUUAGAUUUAUUAUUCCUGUAUUUGUUGUCCAAACACGUGUUCAUAAUUACUGAGACGUGUUCAUAUUGCUGAGUGGCGUGACACAUAUGUUAAUUUGCUGACAUUUGAUACAAAAUGGGCUUGAUUUAAUAGAUUUUCUUUAUGUGUGUAUAAGAUUUGUGUAAAAAGGAACUAUGUACAUUAGUAGUAGGAUAAUGUUGAGCUGAUUGAACUGAACAUGUUGGAAAUAUCAUUGUCAUGUGAAUAAGAUUGAAUCCUUAUUUUUCCCUUUCCCUUUGUUGUAGUUUUACAAACAGAAUAGAAGAUAUUAUGAGGAAAAAUACCCAGUAAAGUCACUCAAGUUAUCAAACUGCUUUCUGGUCUUCUUUUUCUGGAGUACGCUAUCUGUUAAACCCUUUGCUCAGGAAAACACCAUUGGUUGGGACAGAAUCAAAUGUGUGAAUAUAAAUCAAACUUCACCUCAGUAAAGCUGGUUA
Messenger RNA from Danio aesculapii, 2338 nucleotides. Its product is annotated as gastrula zinc finger protein XlCGF8.2DB-like. Lineage: Eukaryota; Metazoa; Chordata; Actinopteri; Cypriniformes; Danionidae. Gene Ontology annotation, molecular function: RNA polymerase II cis-regulatory region sequence-specific DNA binding; DNA-binding transcription factor activity, RNA polymerase II-specific. Gene Ontology annotation, biological process: regulation of transcription by RNA polymerase II. The transcript has 3 exons. The coding region runs from base 113 to 1171 and encodes 352 amino acids. The record is from RefSeq and is a predicted model, not a curated record.